GCACAUAAUAAAUACGACGGUUAAAUCGAGGAGUGGAUUCUCUAAGAAGAUCUUGAGCAGCUAACAUCUCAAGAAACAUCAAAUAUGCAGCUAUUACAAGCACUCUUCCUCACCAUUAUCUUUGGUGCCAUCUCAUCUAAUGCUGGCGUUAUCAGGAACGCUAGAGCAAACAGAAGACGGGUUAAAGCUCAUGUUCAUCAAAAAGAAAUCAAGACGAAAUACAGUCAUCCUAACGGACUCGCUUCACCAGACGAUCUCCUCAAUUUCUACAAAAUAAACGGAAAAAUACCCGACAACAGGCUUGCACAGAUCCUUGGGAGGGCGCGUGACAUCGUAAGGAAUAAGUUACAACCCAUUGCAAGUGACUUAAUCCACGGAAUUCGACAUUCGGUGGGAAAACGAAGUAUCUCAAAAAGAAGUGUCUCAAAAAGAAGUUUCUCAAGAGGAAGGAGAUCAAAUACGGUGGAAAUAGAUGCGGAGACGCUAGCCUUGUUAUUAGCUGCUCAUGGCGACAAAUUAGACGAGGUUUUGAAUAUGAUAGUUGCUGGGACGCAAGACUCGACGGCGAAUACGCUCCAGGAAUCUCUCAGCAACGUCAUCGGAAGUACUGACUACAUCGCCAUUGCCCACGCUAUCGGCUAAACACUUACAAGAUCUGCAGGCUUUAUCAUAUUAUUUAUUAUCAUCGCCAUAAAAUGGAACUUCCAGUCAUGGACUACAUACAGCUGAUGACGUAAAAGAUCUCUUCCGUACUAUAUACAGAACUAUGCAAAUUAAAAUUAAAGUUGAAAUUUGUUUAUCAUGCUAAUGAACUGGACGCUUGUGAUUGUGAUUCGCAUGGACGGGACACAGCAGAGGUUUUUUUUGGAUUAAAGGCUAAUAAUGGAUGCAAUUAUCCUUAUCCUCCUUUAUAUUUGGGAGGGUUUCAUCAAACGAGUUUUGGACGUUUGCGUUUGGUAUCACAAGCAUGAUUAGAUUCCAAUUUAAUGAAAUAGACUGAAAAUUCGAGAAAGGGAAAGACAUCUUGAGUAAAUUUAAAUUUGAUUCUGAUUUCUCUGUUGUGGCUGGCAGCAGUGAGAAAACAUCAUAUUUCGCGCACGUAAAUUAAUAUAUGUCGUGAAUAAAUUCAGUAAAAAUUUCUCUAGGGUGUCCUUGUUAGAGAGGUGUUAACUAAGAGAGGUUCCACUGUAUACAGAGAUUUAAUUUAUUGCAUCCCAAUCAGGGUUUGAUAAAUUUAUCAUCGUAGAAUAUAUUGACGAUGCAGCCUCGUGUCAUCACAUUAAUGUUAUACUCAACUGAGCCAGGAGCCGUCACGACCUUCAAUGUUGCACUUCGGCGUUUAUACAUUACAGGUGCUACCAUGGACAGUUGUGAUACACGGUUCUUGGCCGGUUUUAUAUGGUAAUAGUAUGUAGAUUUGUUGAAACAUUUCGUGGCCUUAUAGUAGGCCAUGGUAGUAUUUAUUUGCAAGCAAAUGGUCGUGUCGACUUCAUACGACGAGCCAGCAUUCGGAUUACCACAGACGCCGCUUAAUUUACUCGGUCCUAGGAAUACGAUAUCGAAUACAGUUGACAGGACCAUUUGUUAGUUACAUGUAGGUUUAGUGAAAUGUCAUUGACUGUUAAACUGGUUGUUUCAUUAGAACGCUCAGUGAUCCAUUGUGAAUGAUAUUUAUUCGUUAUUAACUUAUUAAAAAU
Messenger RNA from Lineus longissimus, 1697 nucleotides. RefSeq lists its product as uncharacterized. The transcript has 5 exons. NCBI's taxonomy places the organism in Eukaryota, Metazoa, Nemertea, Pilidiophora, Heteronemertea, Lineidae. The record is from RefSeq and is a predicted model, not a curated record. Bases 85 to 642 code for a protein of 185 amino acids.